GCAAAUGUACAUUAUUUGUAAAAGUGUAACGUGCUAACGGCCUUGAGAUGACAAAUAGGGCUCCAGAUGACGCCUUAGAUGUUCUGCGCGGAAUUUAGAGUAUAAUGAUUGUAACAGUUAGUAAUCAUCGCUCUCAGAUCCUCUUAAUCUGACGGUUUCGUUAUUAAUAAUUGUUGUUUAUUGCUGUUCCUAUUAAAAGUGAAAAAAAUAAAGACGGAGUAGUACUCUAGAAAAAAUGAAAUGAACACAAAACAGUGUACUGUUGGAUCUAAAGCAAAUAAACCUACAGAGUGGAUAGCAUGUGAUAAGGUCGUCGUCCGUGAUCAAGUUCGUUGGCAAUCACUCACUUCAUCCAAACCAGUAGUGUCUGUUCAUCCUACACUACCUGCUAAACCAAUCACUUCAACUCAUCUUUUGUGUAAUCCCACAAUAAAGUUAGAUAAAGGAGUGCAAACAGAUGACAAUCUUAAUUUUAUUUUUCAUACUGGUGAUAUAAUCAGAACUCAACGUAAUUUAGCAUCUGUCAGACAGAAUUCAUCAUGUCUAUCGUCUUCUAAUGAUAAGAUUGACGAUAAAGAGUCACUUCAAAAGGCGUUAGAAUUGCAGCAAAAAAUUAAUGCUGACUUAAAAAAUUUGCUAGUAUCAGCUUUGUCUGGUAAUUUAAAUGUGGCUCAACAACUUAUCGAUUUAAUGAAUAAUAAUGCUAAUCUUUAUGGUCAAAGUGAAGGUUUAGCUCAACAGAAAUCUAUUUUACAAGAAGCUGCUAACACUGCAGAAAUUGUAGCUGAUGUAUGGCAAACAAAAUGUAUUGCUAGUCAUGUUAUAGCUAGUGAAGCAGUUAAACAAGCUAUCAUGUCAAUUCAUCAAGCACAUUUAGCACGACAUGCCCUAGCUCACCUACUUGGUGAACGUGCACAAAUUCGUCGAUAUUUAAAUCAAACAAUUCCUUUGUUAUCAGAUUAUUGUAAUAAAAAUAAUAUUCAAUUCAAUAAUUCGGUUGAUCAAACAUAUAAUACAUUAAGUUUGACAUCAUUAUGUUUUGACUUGGCUUCAGCGAUAUCACCAAAUAUGAAUAUCCAACCAAUUCAUUGUAAUUCAGAUACACUUGGUGAAGAGUUAGCACAAUAUACGUUUAUUUCGUUCUCAUUUUUAUAUCCCACUGAUUCACAAAUAUGA
Schistosoma turkestanicum is the source of this 1176-nucleotide messenger RNA. The record is from the annotation of a GenBank genome assembly. Lineage: Eukaryota; Metazoa; Platyhelminthes; Trematoda; Strigeidida; Schistosomatidae.